Mauremys reevesii (Reeves's turtle) is the source of this 1670-nucleotide messenger RNA. Its product is annotated as aflatoxin B1 aldehyde reductase member 2-like. NCBI's taxonomy places the organism in Eukaryota, Metazoa, Chordata, Testudines, Geoemydidae. Gene Ontology annotation, molecular function: oxidoreductase activity. The record is from RefSeq and is a predicted model, not a curated record. The transcript has 7 exons. Bases 108 to 1184 code for a protein of 358 amino acids.
GGCCCCGCUCCUUUCUGUCGCUCGGGUGGGAAUUUGGAGACGGUCCCUAGCGCCUGCCGGCGCAGUGAGACCUUUCCCCUCGUUCCCUAGGGCGGGCCCAGAGGCGCAUGCGCAGUAGGAUGCUCCUGGCGCUGCGGCGGUUUGAGGGCGCAGUCCGGCCGCUCCGCCACCUUCGCUCCGCCAUGGCCCAGUUGUCGCGGUCCCCGGGCGGCCCGGCCCAGCGCCCGGCCUCGGUGCUGGGCACCAUGGAGUUCGGGCGCCGCACGGACCAGGAGGCGAGCGGGGCGCUGCUGCGGGCCUUCCUGGAGCGCGGGCACCGGGAGCUGGACACGGCCCAUAUGUACGGGGGGGGCGCGUCCGAGCGCAUCCUGGGGGCGCUGCUGGCGGGCGGCGGCGGGCCGCAGGGGAUGGCAACCAAAGCCAAUCCAUUGGAGGGGAAGACUCUGAAGCCUGAGAGUGUCAGGUCUCAGCUGGAGACAUCCCUUGAGAGGUUACAGAUGAAGAGCGUAGACUUGUUCUAUCUCCAUUUACCUGACCACGACACCCCUGUGGAACAGACACUACAUGCCUGCAAUGAGCUAUACAAAGAGGGAAAGUUUAAGGAGCUUGGUCUGUCGAACUAUGCAGCUUGGGAGGUGGCAGAAAUCUAUACCAUCUGCAAGUACAACAGCUGGGUGCUUCCAACUGUGUAUCAGGGCAUGUACAAUGCAACCACUCGCCAAGUGGAAACCGAGCUGUUGCCGUGCCUUAGACACUAUGGAAUGCGGUUCUAUGCCUACAAUCCUUUGGCUGGAGGGCUGCUGACAGGGAAGUACAAGUAUGAAGAUAAAGACAUGGGCCAACCGACUGGCAGGUUUUUUGGAAAUGAUUGGGCCCAGGCGUACAGGGACAGAUACUGGAAGAAGCACCAUUUCCAAGCCAUUGCCCUGGUAGAGAAAGCAUUAGGGGAGGCUUAUGGCUCUAACCCCCCCAGCCUAACUUCAGCUGCUUUACGCUGGAUGUACAAUCACUCCAAGCUUCAGGGUGCCCUUGGAGAUGCAGUGAUCAUUGGGAUGUCCAACAUGGAUCAGCUGCAGCAGAACCUCACAUGCAGUGAAGAGGGCCCUCUGCUCCCAGCUGUGGUGGAAGCAUUUGAUAAAGCCUGGCAUCUAGUAGCACAUGACUGUUCCAACUACUUCCGGUAGAAAAUGGGGGUAGCAAAUUUAGUGUGGGGAUGGUAACCAAGUAUCCUGGCAUCUGAGACCUAACUCCUCCCAUAGUGUUUCAGAGGAAACUUCACUCUUGGAUCAGGGCUUCCAGGUAGUGAAUGUAUUGGGGUCACAUUGGGGUUUCCUUGCACUAGAGGCGAAGCUCUUCCUACAAUCACAAGCCUCACUGUUUCUAUGCUGACUUAAUGGUAGUUGCACAUGGUGUCCAAGCCAUAUGGUAUCUGGUUUUUUCUUAAACAAAACUAAAAGCCAUAAUUGCCAUGAGACUGUCCCUUAAUAGGGCAGCUCCUAUUUUCACUUGAGCACACAAAAUAGUGUUGUGAUUUGGUGAUGUAAUUCGUAUAAGGAACUGGCCCUGUCAUAGGGCCACUUGAAGUCUCCAAGUAGGAAUGUGGAUAUUUGUCUUCAAUCAGCUGUCAGAAUAAAGCAUUUUCUAACUCAGGCCAUGCCUGUUUAAUUGAA